Messenger RNA from Trematomus bernacchii (emerald rockcod), 824 nucleotides. RefSeq names its product trypsin-like. NCBI's taxonomy places the organism in Eukaryota, Metazoa, Chordata, Actinopteri, Perciformes, Nototheniidae. The record is from RefSeq and is a predicted model, not a curated record. Gene Ontology annotation, molecular function: serine-type endopeptidase activity. Gene Ontology annotation, biological process: proteolysis. Bases 1 to 783 code for a protein of 260 amino acids. The transcript is spliced from 6 exons.
AUGGCAACACAGGCAACUAAGAUGAACCGGGCUCCAUCUUUUUUUUACCUCCCACUGCUCCUUUUGCUUGUUGAUCUCUCAGGUGUGUAUGGGCAGAGGAUCAUCGGUGGUGAUGUGGUACGACCCAACUCCAUCCCGUAUCAGGCCUCCCUGUUGUUCAUGAACCACCACUUCUGUGGAGGCACCCUCAUCAACCGGCAGUGGGUGGUGUCUGCUGCCCACUGCUGGAGACCGAGCAACAUGAUCCAAGUGGUCCUGGGGGAGCACAGCUUCAACACAGAGGAAGGCACUGAGCAGAGGUUCAGCGCCGCCUUAGUCAUUCGGCACUACAUGUACCAACACUGGACGUUUGACAAUGACAUCAUGCUGAUUAAGUUGGACCGUCCAGCUGUCCUAAACUCCUGGGUCGGGCUGGUCUCUUUGCCUGAGCCGGACUCACCGGCCCUGGCCGACCGCGCCCGGUGCAAAGUCAGCGGCUGGGGCGUGACCUCGCUCAACAGCUACAGCCUGUCACCUGAACUGAGGUCUGUGGAUGUGGACAUGUUUAGAAACUGCUGGUACUACUACUACUUCAGGAUCACAGAAAACAUGAUCUGUGCUGGAUCUUACUCCGGGGGGAAAGACUCCUGUCAGGGUGACUCAGGAGGACCUCUGGUUUGUAACGGUAACCUUGAGGGCAUUGUGUCUUGGGGCAUUGGCUGUGCCUAUUCUUACUACCCUGGCGUCUACACCAAGGUCAGUAACUACCUCGGAUGGAUCAACUGGGUCACCCAGAACAGAUAAUAAGACUGUCGAUAACCAGCUUACCUAACUCUACUGUGAUG